AUGGCUCCUUGUGCAUCUCUUCUGCUUCCAGUCUUUGCCAUUCUUGCAACACUACCAAUAAUACAAUCAGUGCCCACAUUUUUUCCAAGACCAAGUUAUGAUCAAUCUUUAGCCAAACAACCGAAGGCCUCAAAACCAAAGAUCCCAUACAAGACUCACUACUUCCCGCAAGUCCUGGACCACUUCACAUUUCAGGCCAAAAGCUCAAAAAUUUUCUACCAAAAGUACCUUGUCAACAGCCAUUACUGGCACAGAGGAGCUCCUAUCUUCGUCUACACUGGAAAUGAAGGUGACAUUGAGUGGUUUGCUGCCAAUACUGGCUUCUUGCUUGACAUUGCUCCCAAGUUCAGAGCUCUUCUGGUUUUCAUUGAACACAGAUUUUAUGGGGAGUCAAUGCCAUUUGGAAACAAAUCAUACAAGUCUGCAGAGACAUUGGGAUACUUGAAUUCACAACAAGCAUUGGCUGAUUUUGCACUUCUGAUAAGGAGUUUGAAGCAUAAUCUUUCCUCUGAAGCAUCUCCUGUGGUGGUUUUUGGUGGCUCUUAUGGUGGAAUGCUGGCAGCCUGGUUCAGACUGAAAUACCCACACAUAGCCAUUGGUGCAUUGGCAUCUUCAGCCCCUAUUUUGCAGUUUGAUGACAUCACUCCAUGGUCAAGCUUUUAUGAUGCUGUCUCCCAGGAUUUCAAGGAAGCAAGCUUGAAUUGCUAUGAAGUGAUAAAAGGGAGCUGGGCAGAGCUGGAGGCACUAUCAGCUCAGAACGAAGGUUUGGCUGAACUGAGCAGAACUUUCAGAGCUUGCCAAGACCUUCAUUCACUAGAUUCAGUCUGGGAAUGGUUAUGGUCAGCAUUUGUUUACACAGCCAUGGUGAAUUACCCAAAUGAAGCUAAUUUUAUGAUGCCAUUGCCUGCCUACCCUGUGCAAGCGAUGUGCAAGAUUAUCGAUGGAUUUCCAUCGGGGGCUUCCAAGAUCACCAGGGCGUUCGCAGCUGCAAGCUUAUAUUACAACUAUUCUCGGGCAGAAAAAUGCUUUAAGUUGGAACAUGGACCUGAUGCUCAUGGUCUACAUGGUUGGAAUUGGCAGGCAUGCACAGAGAUGGUCAUGCCAAUGACAUGCUCUGAAAAGAGCAUGUUUCCCACAUCCGGCUUUAGUUACAAAGAGUUUGCAGAAGAUUGUAUGAAAACGUUUGGGGUUAAACCUCGACCACAUUGGAUCACUACUGAAUUCGGUGGCAAAAGAAUUGAUCUUGUUCUGAAGAGAUCAGGUGGCAACAUCAUAUUUUCAAAUGGAAUGCAAGACCCCUGGAGCAGAGGAGGUGUGCUGAAAAAUAUAUCUUCCAGCAUCAUUGCCCUUGUCACAGAAAAGGGAGCUCAUCAUGUCGAUUUUCGAUCUGCAACGAAAGAUGACCCGGAAUGGCUUAAAGAGCUGAGGAGACAGGAAGUUGAGAUCAUUCAGGGAUGGAUAGACCAGUAUUAUCCAGAUUUAAAGCGGACAAUGAGAAGGAAGCAUUUGUAGUCAACUAGGGAACUGCCAUUAGCGUUACAAAAUGUGUGCUUCAAUUUACAAGUGUAUGUAGCAACAUGAUGCGGUCCCGUGAUAUGCCUAUAAUUUUAAAAAAAGGGAAAUCAUACAAUUGCUUGCA
Messenger RNA from Populus nigra (black poplar), 1639 nucleotides. RefSeq lists its product as uncharacterized. The transcript is spliced from 10 exons. Gene Ontology annotation, molecular function: dipeptidyl-peptidase activity; serine-type exopeptidase activity. NCBI's taxonomy places the organism in Eukaryota, Viridiplantae, Streptophyta, Magnoliopsida, Malpighiales, Salicaceae. The coding region runs from base 1 to 1512 and encodes 503 amino acids. The record is from RefSeq and is a predicted model, not a curated record. Gene Ontology annotation, biological process: proteolysis.